Messenger RNA from Colias croceus (clouded yellow), 2819 nucleotides. It is a transcript of the gene Dgkepsilon, whose product is annotated as diacylglycerol kinase epsilon. Lineage: Eukaryota; Metazoa; Arthropoda; Insecta; Lepidoptera; Pieridae. Gene Ontology annotation, molecular function: ATP-dependent diacylglycerol kinase activity. Bases 261 to 1826 code for a protein of 521 amino acids. The record is from RefSeq and is a predicted model, not a curated record. The transcript is spliced from 12 exons.
AAUCAAUUUCAUCAAAAAAUAUUGUUUUGUUUUGUGAUUGUUUUCCAAAUUAUGUGAAUUUAAGUGAUCAAAGUGGAGCAAAUUCACAUAUAAUACUGUUUAUUUUUUAUAAGUACAAAUCGAAUUAUAAUUACAAUGUGAUUGUUAAUGUUAGUUAUAAAUUCUACUUACCUAUGUAAAUUAAUGCAAUAUGAAUAAUUCAAUUAAAUAUUUGUAUAUUCCUUAUACAAAUUAAAGUAUUGGAAAAUAACUUUAUAACGAUGAAAACAUUAGUAAAUUUACCUGAUGUUAUAUUUAAUUAUUAUUUUAUAAUUGGCGGAUUUUUUAUAACCUACUUGAUAUAUCGAACGUUUCAUUCACUAGUUGGAACGGAUAAUUUUAUGCAAACAAAAUAUAGAGUUCGUGGACAUACUUGGAGAAGUAUCCAAUGCAAUAAAUCUAUUCCAUAUAAUAUUCAUUGCAUAAUAUGUGGUAAGCUUAUGUUGCCCCUAGAUGGGCUAUUUUGUGAAUGUUGUGGAGUGAGUGCAUGCAAAUACUGCUACAGAACAGUUGAUAGGAAAAUCAGAUGUAAAGAAAUCACUUGGCGUGAGGAUAAACCAUUUCCCCAUCUUUGGGUAAAUGUGGGAUCACAUGCAGAUUCAGAUCAAAAUGAAGAUUCGGAAAAUGUUAAAAAUUUCUUUUGUUGCUGGUGUCAUAGAACAGUGUUAAGUGGUGAAUUAAGUUUGCACAAAAAUGAGCCAUGUGAUUUUCAAAAGUAUAAAAAUAUAAUUAUACCUCCUCCAUGUGUAAAGAUAGAAAGGAAUAAGAUCUUGGGCAUAAAUCCAGUUGAUGAUGCUGAUUGGGAGCCUUUGAUAAUCUUUGCAAAUCGAAAAUCUGGAAGCAAUAGAAGUGAUGAAGUUCUUUCUAUUUUUCGUGGUCUUCUAAAUCCUUUACAGGUUGUGGACAUAAGUCGUUGUUCACCAGAGAGCGUGGUGCGAUGGUUGCCGCCCCGUUGCCGCGUGUUGGUGGCGGGUGGGGAUGGCACCGUUGCCUGGGUACUGAAUGCUCUACAUGCUGCGCCUCAUAUAAAAGCGCUAGUAGGCAUUCUACCUAUGGGUACGGGCAACGAUCUUUCACGCGCACUCGGCUGGGGACCCACUUGUGCCUCAGUAUUAGACGCACAUUCCAUUAUAGAUAACAUGGUACGAGCUGUUGAACAACCACUGGAUAGGUGGAAAGUGACGAUAACGCCCAAAAAGCGUCGCCUGGGCCGGUUGCGCGGCGAGCAAGUGUUGUACGCAUACAACUACGCGAGCAUAGGGGUGGACGCGCAGGUGGCGCUCGACUUCCACCGCGCGAGGUCGCAGUUCUUGUAUCGGUACGCGAGCCGGACGCUCAAUUACAUGGCGUACGCGUUACUGGGCGUGGGUCGCGCGCUAGACACGGGCGGGUGCGGUGGUUUGGAGCGGCGCGUGCGCGUGUGGGCGGCGCCCGGCCCGCCGCUCGCACUGCCGCCCGUGCAGGCGCUCGUCGCACUCAACAUACCCAGCUGGGGGGCCGGCGUCGAUCUGUGGAGUCUGGGCAGUGAAGAAGUACCUGAGCAGAGUAUGAGCGAUGGAAAACUGGAGGUGGUAGGAAUAUCGUCAUCAUUCCAUAUAGCCAGACUCCAAGUUGGCUUAGCAGAACCGUUUCGAUUUACGCAGGCAUCCACUGUUAAGAUUGAGAUGGAGGGUUCUUGCGCCAUGCAAGUAGAUGGGGAGCCAUGGAUGCAAGGUCCGGCCACGAUAUUCAUAGAACCUGCUGGCCGUAGCCAUAUGCUUUCUCCUACCACCGUGUUAAAUGAAUAAUUCAUUCCAAUUUGUAUUACACUAAUAAUAAUUGAAUUGAAUCUUGACUGUGUGGAAAGUAGUGUAAUUGUAAUUACAGAUACUCGAUAGAUUAAAAAUAUUUUGGUGCCAAAUGUUGGCCACUAUUUUAACUAUAAUUUUGAUAUGCCCUGUGAUUGAGAGUGAUCUCAAGAUAAAUUCAGUACUUAGUAGCAUAAAAUGAUACAUGCCAAAUGCCAAAGAAAAGAGACAUUUAAAAACACACGAAAACAUUUCCCCUCCUGACGCAAUCGGGUUAAAGUAGAUAAUGAAGUAAAUGUAAAUGCGACAGUGUUCAUAUCGAUAGACUACCUCAUUCAAAAUAUUUUACAGUUUUCCAUUUUCCAAGUAUGGCCCUUUUACAUGAGGUGUUGUUACCUGUUACCAUGCAUACGUGGCCACAUUUGCAUGGGUAUUAACGUUUCACUAAACCUCAUACAAGUCAGUAGAUGUUUUACCAUACAUCACCAGACUUACUUCCUCAAAGAACCUCCUCGGUGAACAUUUUGGAUCAGUAUAUUUAAAUAUUGUCUGUAUUGAGUUCUCAGCAGCAAACGAAAAAAUUAGAGAUGUAAUUUACUAAAACUAACCUUUAAACAUAGGUAAUAAUUAAUAACACUACAUUUUCAUUUUUAUAGAUGUUUCUAGUAUGUAAUUUUGAUAAUACUUGUAUGCUAUGUAAUCUAAAUAUUGUGUAUGGGAUAGUAUUAUAUUAUCUGUGGUAUAGGUAUCGAAAAAUAUAUGUAAUAUUACAUUUGUCUGACUAAAUUAUUGUAAAAAGGCUUUUGGUCCAACAUAAUUCUAGUACUUAAACAUUAUAUGCUGUUUAUAAAAGAUAAUUUGUUCCUAAUGAAUCUCCGCCAUAGUAAAGCAUAAAUUUAACUAAAUAAUUAAGUUGUAUAUUAUAUUAAAUGUUAUUAUUUAUGCCAAAGAUUUGUAAUUGAUGUGUGUUGUUAAAUAAAUGUGAAAAAAAUA